Messenger RNA from Pocillopora meandrina, 515 nucleotides. Lineage: Eukaryota; Metazoa; Cnidaria; Anthozoa; Scleractinia; Pocilloporidae. The record is from the annotation of a GenBank genome assembly.
AUGAUACCUUAUGUUGGUGUGCUGAGGUUGGAAGGAGGUGAUUGCCUUGAGAACUGGCCUGCUCCCGUCUCGAGCUUCAGAAAAGCAUACACUUUGAUUCUAUUUCUUGUACAAUAUGGAAUACCGUUUACUCUUAUGGUCACUUUACAUUCUCUUGCGCUUAGGACCCUCCGCGGACCAUCAAAUUAUAUGAAACCACAAAUAAAUGGAAUUCACAGGGAUAGAGAGAUCGCAAUCAGAGCUCUCUGCUAUGAAUCUUCGUAGGAAGAAAAAGGAGCAAAACAUUCAAGUCACGAAGAUGUUUAUUGUGGCUGUAAUAGUGUUUUCGUUGAGUAUGUUCCCCAACCAAGUCUUAUGGUUAUGGGUGGAUUUCGGAAAUGGAAAAGAUAGCGACUACUUUGCCAUCAUAUCAGCUAUUUGUUGACUGUUUGGACUGUUCACAUACUCAAAUAGUGUCCUCAAUCCAAUUAUCUAUGGCUUUUAUAGCCGUGAGUUUCGUUUCAGGAAGAGUUUGA